Carlito syrichta (Philippine tarsier) is the source of this 1341-nucleotide messenger RNA. RefSeq names its product histamine receptor H4 (gene HRH4). Gene Ontology annotation, molecular function: histamine receptor activity. Bases 100 to 1269 code for a protein of 389 amino acids. Gene Ontology annotation, cellular component: membrane. NCBI's taxonomy places the organism in Eukaryota, Metazoa, Chordata, Mammalia, Primates, Tarsiidae. The record is from RefSeq and is a predicted model, not a curated record. Gene Ontology annotation, biological process: regulation of MAPK cascade; positive regulation of cytosolic calcium ion concentration; inflammatory response. The transcript has 3 exons.
GGAGCACUAUAAAGGUUUAGGUAUUUGAUUGGAAAACGUAUUUGUCAGAAUUGUCUGGCCGGAUUAGUUUGCUCAUCAGCUUCUUCAUCAUUUGAUAUAAUGUCAGAGACUAAUAGCACAAUUAGCCCACUGAAUACUAGUAUCACUUUAGCGUUUUUUAUGUCCUUACUAGCUUUUGCUAUAAUACUAGGAAAUGCCGUGGUCAUUUUAGCUUUCAUGGUGGACAAAAAUCUUAGACAUCGAAGUAGUUAUUUUUUUCUUAACUUGGCCAUUUCUGACUUCUUUGUGGGUGUGAUCUCCAUUCCUUUGUACAUCCCUCACAUGCUGUUCGAAUGGAAUUUUGGAAAGAAAACCUGUGUGUUUUGGCUCAUGGCUGACUAUCUUUUGUGUACAGCAUCUGUGUAUAACAUUGUCCUUAUCAGCUAUGAUCGAUACCAGUCAGUCUCAAACGCUGUGUCUUAUAGAGCUCAACACACUGGGAUCUUGAAGACUGUCACUCUGAUGGUGGCCGUUUGGGUGGUGGCCUUCUUAGUGAACGGGCCGAUGAUUCUAGUUUCAGAGACUUGGAAGGAUGAGGGUAAUAAAUGUGAACCUGGAUUUUUUUCAAAAUGGUAUAUCCUUGCCCUCACAUCAUCCUUGGAAUUUCUGGUCCCAGUUCUCUUAGUCACUUAUUUCAACGUGAAUAUUUACUGGAGCUUAUGGAAGCGUGGCCAUCUCUGCAGGUGCCAAAGCCAUGUUAGACUCGCCUCUGUCUCUUCCAGCAACUGUGGACACUCAUUCAGAUGUGUACUAUUUUCAAGGACAUCUCUUCCUGCACCGAAGGAAGCAGCUGCACCCCUUCAUUCAGAGAGACAGAGAAGAAAAAGCAGUCUCUUGUUUUCCUUAAGAACUCAGAUGAACAGCAGUAUCAUUGCUUCCAAAAUGAAUUCCUUCUCCCCACCAGAUUCUGUAGUUUCUCACCAAAGGGAACAUCUUGAACUGCACAGAGCCAGGAAAUUAGCCAAGUCACUGGCCAUUCUCUUAGGUGUUUUUGCCAUUUGCUGGGCUCCAUAUUCUCUGUUCACAAUUGUUCUUUCAAUUUACCCCCCAGGGGAACGUCCUAAAUCGGUUUGGUAUGAAAUUGCAUUUUGGCUUCAGUGGUUCAAUUCCUUUGUCAAUCCUUUUUUAUAUCCAUUGUGUCACAAGCAUUUUCAAAAGGCUUUUUUGAAAAUAUUUUGUACGAAAAAACAACCCAUACCAUCAUCACAUGGUCAGGCAACAUCUUCUUAAAGAUAAUUUUCUCACUUCUAUACCUUUUAGUCUUAAUCUUAUUUAAAUCAGAUCUGGCUUUCAAAUUGCCCU